AUGCUACGUAUUCCUUCGAGAAUUGGAAGCAGGCAGGUGUUGGCUUGUGCCGGUCGCAAUCUGAAAUGUGGUUCGGUGAUGAGACAUAUUUCCAGGAGAAAUAUUUCUAAGGAGCCGGAGAAAGUGUACACCAAUUUGGCUGAUGUGAAUGAUCCCAAGCGGGAUCAGUUCUUCAAGUAUACCUGGGGUACUUGGUUGCAAAAUGACAAGCUUGAGAAGGACAAAAGGACUACAAAGUUUUCUCUGAAUGGACUGAACUCUGUCCUAGAUGAUAUCUAUAGACAAGCCACUAAAAAUACUAAGGAUAAUUUCAAAUCUGAAACUGAAAUUGUACCACAACCUUUGACGAACAAGAAUAGAACUGUAUCCAUGCCAAAUAAUAUCGCUAUCACUAAGUUAGGUACCUUGAACCCCAACGAGAAAUCGGUCACUAUCAAGACUAUUGCCAGUGUCCACGAAGGUAAGCACCACAGGAUAUAUAAAGUUCAAACUAACUUAUCAGACGAAAAAUCCUUUGUUCUAAGGAUUCCCUAUCAACUAGACGAUGAUAAGGCAACAAUUUCUCACCGUAUUAGAAGUGAAGUUGCUACUCUAGAUUUCCUAGAUCUCCAAUUGAAAAUGAAGGUUCCAAAAGUUAUCUGCUAUGCAGCUGACGAUGGUAAUCCGCUUGGGGUUCCAUUUAUAUUGCAAGAAUACAUAGAUGGCUCGUUGCUGAUGAAAGAUUGGAACCCUCUAAUGGACGAUAAGGCUUUGAUGGUCGAAACCGGCGAGGGGUCAACCGAGAAUCCUGAGUUGGCUUCUUUGAAUAAAGUUGUCAAGAGUAUGGCAGAUUUCCAUGCUAAACUUAACAGCAUCUCAUUCAACGCCGCGGGUUCUAUAUAUUUCAAGAAUGACUCAAAUUUGAAUUCUGAGACAGUCAUUGAUAACAUUAGUAAUGAUCUGGCUUCUAACUUGAAGGACAGGUGGGUUCUAGGACCUUCUGUCGAGAGGCGUCUAUGGAAAAAGAAGAGCGACUUAGCUAUUGAAGAAAGAUUGAAAUAUCUUGGUCCAUGGAAGGAGGAUAAAGAGACAUCUAUAUCUGCCCAAAUUCUAAGAGACACUGCCAUUCUGGAGUUGAAAAAUGCUGAGGCCAGAUUAGCAAAAUCCGAACAAAAUGGUAGCAAGGAUAAAAACACAGAAACAUUAAUAAAAAAGCAAAUAGAAACAUUCCAAAAUGUGGAAAAAAUAUCGGGCGAUUUGAUCUCUUCUGAAAUGAAGGCUAUUCCAAACAUAAAGGAUCUCUUAAAGCCAACCAUCUUUCAUCCUGAUUUAGAUCCAAUGAAUGUUCUAAUAGAGAACAAAACAGAAACUCCGUUUAUGCUAGAUUUGGAAGGUGCUGUAGUAAAACCUUUCAUUCUGCAAAGUUCACCUCAAUUUGUUGCUUACGAUGGCCCUAAGAUUUACAACAUGAAGAGUGACAUACCUGAAUUUGAAAAGCUGUCAGAAGAGGAAAGAAAACACUACGAAUUUAUGUAUAAACGUACUAGAAACCAAUUUCUAUGGGAAAAGGCAGUCAACGAGCGUUUACCAAAUUUGAUUAUGACUGUUGCUCCACCAGUUAAAGUACUAAGAAGACCUUAUACUGCUGUUCUGGAACAAAAGACUGAUAAUGACUACAUUCUGGUUGAUGACUCCUUCUUCCAAUUGAGAGAAGCCUGGGCUUUCUUUUUUAAAAACGGUCUUGUUACCAAAGAGGAAUUCCCACUAACUUUCACUGAUGAGCAAGUCAAACAGCAUGCAGAUGACUUGAAUUCCCUACAUGAGAAAUUAGUGUCCACUCCGUUCGCUGCUACCCAAGGUUGGGUUCCUCAGGAUAUGUUUGAUAACCUUGUCAGAGCAGGUGUAAUCAUCAAAGACAGUACUGGAAACUUCACAGUUAACGAUAUCAACCCAUCUGCUUAG
Messenger RNA from Nakaseomyces glabratus, 1941 nucleotides. RefSeq names its product Aim9p (gene AIM9). Gene Ontology annotation, cellular component: mitochondrion. NCBI's taxonomy places the organism in Eukaryota, Fungi, Ascomycota, Saccharomycetes, Saccharomycetales, Saccharomycetaceae. The record is from RefSeq and is a predicted model, not a curated record.